CAUCAAUGGGUAAUAUAUGUCGAUAAAAUCCUAUAAUUGAUAAAGAGAACAAUGAAGUUAAUACGUCUCAACCUCCAACUGUUUAAUUAGCUGUAGCACCAAAAAUAGAGGAUGUAAAGGCCGAAUAAGUUUAAUAAAAGAAAUAAGCUGAAUAAAACAUAGAAGAGGAUUAACCGAAAUAAGAAAAUGAAGUAUACAUAGUAAAUAAAUUUAUGCUAGCCUAAAAGAAAAGAAUAAAAAAAGAUGGCUAAAAUAGCUGCUGUUAUAGAUUAAGAAGUGAUUUAUGAAAACGUUUAAAAAUAAGAAAAAACAAAAAGUCCUUUUGAUUAUCAGCUAUUGUUGAAUACUUUUGGCAAUAGUUUUAUUUUUGGUUAAUUGCAGAAUGAAGACAAGUAAGAACAAUUUUAUAUUAAGAGUUAAAGUUAUUGAUACAAUGUUUUAUUGUACAGUUCAUGAUGGGUAAAUGGUUUUUAAGUAAGGAGACAAAGCAAGUUCUUAUUUUUUGAUAGAGAGAGGUUAAUGUUAAAUAAUAAUUAAUAAUGAAGUUAAGAAGACACUUAAAUAAGGUGAAGCUUUUGGUGAAUUAGCUUUACUUUAUAAUGCUCCUAGAUCUGCAUCAGUUAAGGCUGUUGGAGGUAUCUCAUUGAUAUAAUUCUUAAUAUAGAUUGUGCAUUUUGGGCAAUUGAUAGAAAUACUGUAAGAAAAGCUAUUGAAUCAAUAUCGUAACGAGAUUAUGAACAGAAUAAAGAAUUUAUUAAUAAAGUAUAAUUUUUUGGUAAUAUAUUAUAUUAUCUAUAGAAUCGUUAACUGAUGAUUAAAAAGCUGCUAUUCCUUCAGCUUUAAUAACUCUUAAUUUUAAAGCAGGGGAAAUUAUAGUUAAUGAAGGAGAUUAAGCUGAUUCUUUUUUUAUUAUUAAAAAAGGAGAAAUUUAAAUAUCAAGAGGAGGAAAAGAAUUAAGAAUUAUGAAAACAGGAGAUUCUUUAGGAGAAUAAGCCCUUUAAACUAAUUCUGUAAGAGGAGCUACUGUUAAAGCAAUCAAAGAAGAUGCUAUUAUUUUAGCUUUAGCAAGAGAUGAUUUAACUAGAAUUUUAGGAGAUAAAAUUUAAUUUAUCAUGUAUAGUAAUUUAUAGAGAUGGGCAUUUGAAAGACAUGCUGUUCUUAAUAAAUUAACUAAAUUAUAAGUUGAAAGAAUUGUUAGCAAUAUGUAAUAAAUUUAAAAGAAGGCUGAAGAAUCUAUCAUCGCAAAAGGUUAGCCUUGCAGAGAAAUUAUAAUUGUAUUAUAAGGUUCAAUUAAAUAUGGAAAAGAAGUUUUAGAAAAAGGAUAAAUGUUUGGGGAUAAGUUCUUAGAUUAAGGAGACAAUGUUAUAUUAGGAGAGCCUGUUAUAAUGAAAGAUGAGGGAAUGAUUGCUGUAAUAACAUUUAAGCAAUUUUUUGAAAUAAUAGGAGGUUCUUUAGAAUAAAUCUUUGUUAAAAAUGAAAAAGCUCAUGAUAGAUUUAUUAAAAAAGAGGAUGGAUAGAAAUAAGAGAUGUACAAACAUUUUGAGUUAGAUUAAUUAAUUUCAGUUAAAAAGUUAGGAUAGGGUUAAUUUGGUAAUGUUUAUUUGGUUUAUAACAAAUUGGAUAAAAAGACAUAUGCUUUAAAAUGCAUUUCUAAAGCUUAAAUAAUAGAUUAGAAUCUGGAGAAGCAUUUAGCUUAAGAGAAGAUUGCUUUAGAAACUGUCAAUUUCCCUUUGAUAAUGCAUUUCGCUAGGAGUUUUAAAGACAAUACAUAUAUAUAUUUUUUAGAAGAAUAUAUAAGAGGAAUGGAACUCUUUGAUGUUAUUAGAGAUAUAGGAUUGUUAAAUACUUAUGAUUCUUAAUUUUAUAUAGGAUCAUUGAUAUUAUGUAUGGAAUAUUUACAUCUAAAUAAUAUAAUUUAUAGAGAUAUUAAACCUGAAAAUAUUAUGAUUGAUGAAAAAGUAUCUUAUUUUCUAAAUAAUAGGGAUUUAUGAAAUUAAUAGAUUUAGGGACUGCUAAAAAUCUAAAAAAUAAAAAUGGAAGAACUUACACUAUAAUUGGAACUCCACAUUAUAUGGCUCCUGAGAUUUUAACAGGAAAAGGUUACACUUAUUCAGUGGAUUUGUGGUCAAUUGGGGUAUGUUUAUAUGAAUUUAUGUGUGGUAAUGUCCCUUAUGCUGAAGAUGCAGAUGAUCCGUAAAGAAUAUGAAUUAAUUUUAUAGUUAUGAGAUAUAUGAAGAGAUUUAAAAGAAAUAAUUAGCUUUUCCAUCAGUUUUAAAAGAUAGAAAAGCUAAGAAAUUAAUAGAAUAAUUAUUGAGUAAGACACCAGAGUUAAGACUUGGUUCAACAUAUGCAAGUUUAAAAAAUAAUGCAUUUUUUGAAAGAUUUGAUUAUGUAAAUGAUUUAUUAAACAAAAAUAGGAUAGUCUAAUAAAUAGAGAGUUGAAACCUCCAUAUAUACCACCUAAAAAUAAAUUACAUAGUGAUAAAGAUAUAUAGAAAGCAAUUUAAGUUGGGAAAUUAAUAUCUGAAGAAAUAAAAGUAUAAAAUUAAAUUAAAAUAGAAUGAUCCUGCAACAGCAUCAAAUGUAUAUCGUCCAGAGAAAGCAAGAGAUCCAAAUUGGGAUAAAGAAUAUUGA
Paramecium sonneborni is the source of this 2634-nucleotide messenger RNA. The record is from the annotation of a GenBank genome assembly. Lineage: Eukaryota; Ciliophora; Oligohymenophorea; Peniculida; Parameciidae.